GACGGUCAAGACGCUACUUCCGUCUCAUUUACAUAUCUGUGCAAACAACUUUCUCAAGAAAUGUAGCAACAGAAAGCAUCGUAAUGGGCUUUGGACAGAAAACGACAUGAAGGUAGUUCUCCAAAACCGCACGACUUCAUCUCGCUUGUGGCCAGCAAGGAGGUGUUCUAUCGGUUGGCCCGCCUCCCCUCUGGCUGAAUCCUUCUGUUGGCAGUCCAAAGUUUUUGGGUCUGGGUAGGGACGAGUGAGGGAGAAUACGAUCCGAGUACUUUGAUGGUUUGUGUUGGUGGUCCCGUAACACUGUUGGCGGCCGCAACUGGAGUGUCAGACACUUGACAGUGAUAACACCAGGAGGGAUGGCGUUAUAGCGCCAAGCUUUUGUCUUUCUGAAGAGUUCCUCCUUCGGCUCUGCAGAGUUUCCACUGAUUGGAUCAGACACUCACCAGGUGGCGAUGGUGGAACAACUGCAGCAGAAUGGCCAGGCCCAGGUGGCGAGCGUUACCGGCCUGGUUUUUGAGGACGACGAGCACAACACUCGCACGCUGCAGUCCCUCAACAUGAUGCGAAAGAACAGACACUUCUGCGACGUUAUCCUGCAUGUCGGCAGCAUGGAGUUCCAUGCCCAUCGUGCGGUGUUGGCAUGUGCCAGUCCUUACCUGUUUGAACUCUUCACCACUGACGAUGAAAACAAGGGCAGUCAACGUGAAAACGUCAUCACUUACAAGCUGAACGGAGGAUUCGAUCCGACCGCGUUGGAGAAGCUCAUCCAUUACGCGUACACUGCCAGACUAGAAGUGAACAAUUCGCGGGUGAAGGCUGUGUACUUGGCGGCGUGCCACUUGAAGAUGGAUCGUGUGAUGAAAGAAUGUACACGACACCUCAUCAAAAACCUCAACAUUGAGAACUGCAUCGAGACCCGCUCCCUGCCUGGCAUUGCAAGAAACAAGGCGUUUGUCGAUCAGGUCGAUGCCUUUAUCGCUAAAGAGUUUGAAAGCGUGUCCAAGUCGAAAAUCCUUCUCUCUCUUCCCUGUGUGCGCAUUGAAGUGUUGAACCAAACUCGCCAGGAGAUGUCUCUGGUGGUAGGCGAAUCGCUCUGUCAGCUCGUUCUCGACUGGGUCAGGCGCCAGUGUGAUGACGCUAUUAACAUGGACCAGCUAACAGAAAAGACUCACCUCCUGUACCUUGCCAUGGACAACUCGCUGCAGGACUGCACAGAACUUCCGAGCGGCGACGUGAGUGACACCGAGAUUGUGCAGGAUUACAAGAAAUUAUCUAAGCGGAAUCAAGCUAAUCCCAAGGGUAGACGCAAGGGUCAAUUACAGCCGGCUAAGCCCCGAGUGCUUAUUUACUCCCGAGAUAUCGGUGAGAGAACCGAACAGGAGAAAGAAACUGACUGGAAUCUCAUCGCAGCAGCGAAAGUCGGAGAACAUACAUUCAUGGCUCUUGUGACAAUCAGUGGACGACUGGCCACCAUGUCUGUUAUGCUUCGGCUGAACCAGCCAUCGAGCCCGUCCCCCGUCGUGACGCCUGUCGCCAGCCGCCCCGCCAGCGAAGAGAAACCGGAUCUCUACUGCGUGAUGGCAAACAUGAGCUCAGUCAAGUGUGCGGCUGGCUGCGCAAAUCUCAACGACUCGCUUCUCGUCUGUGGCGGUUAUGACCGGGCCGAGUGUCUGAAGUGCGUGGAGUUGUAUGACCCAGAAACUAAUCUCUGGGACACGUUAUCCUCCAUGAAGGAAGCACGUGGUCGUUUUGACAUCGCUGUAGUCAAAGGGAAGGUGUAUGCCAUUGGUGGUAGCAAUGGCACGACGGAGCUCGCCACGGUCGAGAAGUACGAUCCACAGGAGAAGAAAUGGACUCAGAUCACUCCUUUGCCUCUUGCAAGGUGCAACAUAGGUGUGUGUGAUCUGAAUGACCUGAUUUACUGCAUUGGUGGAUGGAAUGGCCAAGUAGGCAUCAAGCAGUGUGAUGUUCUGGACCCCGUCACAAGACAGUGGAGCCCCGUUGCUCCGCUUCAGACUGGGCGCUACCAGGCAGGUGUCUGUUCCAUGGAUGGUCUGGUGUUUGCAGCGGGCGGGUGUGAUGCCUGGAACUGUCUCAGCUCUGUUGAAGUAUAUGAUCCACAUACAGACGUCUGGACUUACGCCAAAGGAAUGAUUACUGCAAGGAGAGGGUGUGGUCUUGCUGUUUUCAAAGGAAGGCUUUAUGCUGUUGGAGGGUCAGAUGGCACACACUCCCUGUGUUCAACUGAGAUCUAUGAUCCACAAGAGAAAAUCUGGACUCCGGGUCCCAACAUGACGACAGCGAGAGCCAACGUGGGAGUUGCAGUUAUAGGCAGUCGGCUGUAUGCAGUUGGAGGAUUUUCAGGCAAAACUUUCCUUAACAGUAUUGAGUACCUGGAUGAGAAGACAAAUGAAUGGACCACGUUUGUUCCAAAACUGGUUGCAGAGGAAAGGGUUGGUACAGUCUGCUUAGACAUAAAGCAGGAGAUUGGGAUACGUCUGCAGUCGGUUGAUCUACAGCCUGAAGAAGAGAAUGAAACUGUUCACGUGGUUGGAAAUGGCAGAGUGUCUCACAAGGACACGAGCCCGGUUGAAGAGACUGUACUCCCAUGGAGGAAACGAAGUCAGAAUAACAGUAGAGAUGCCUGCCAGCAAAAAUCAAAUGAUGGAGGGUAUUGAGAGCCUCAAGAGGUUGGAGCCCUCUAGUUAAAGCACUUUUAUGCUUCACAAUUAAUCGCUGGGUGUUCUCUGUUUUCAGGAAGCCGGUUUCUUUUCCUUCUCCCAUUUUUUUUUUUGAAAAGUUUCAGUGGCACAUCCUUCCUGAAAUUUGAAAUUCAAGGUCUAUAUGCCAUCUCUUGUGUUUUGCACUGAUGUGGAGUAGUAUUGUAAUUUGCCCCAGUUGAAGCAGUUUACGGUGUUUCGUUAAAUUUGAACAUUGUGUGUUCUUUCUCACCUUGAAUUAGUUUGAGAAAUAAAAGAAAUAUGAUUUUUGGAAGGAAUUUGAACUUACCAGACAUUGAAAGCAGGUAUUACGUAUGUAAAAAAAAAACUUUACGUGUGGACAAGCGUUUAUCCUGUGUGUCAGAAAGCCUACAGCAUAAGAGAUUGACGUAGUGCAGAAUGCUCGAUUGGCAUUAUCAAACGAUCUUUUUUAUUAAGUCUGGGCUGUAUUUUCCUGAAGUGACUGUGUACAUUUUUCUUUACCUUCCCAAAGACCAAUUGUCAACUUAACAAAGUCUGGAUGUAGUUAUGGAAUGUGAUGCCAUGUAAUCUACAGGUGUUUCAGAGGAACCUGUCUCAUCCAUCUUCAUGACAGAAGUUUCUUGAAACAUUGGUAGCUACCUACAAGACUACAUGUUAUAAACCAGGAUUUCACAAUCCAUAUAUCUGCCAUGAAAUCCUCAUAUGAAUGCAGAUAAUUUCAUGAGAUAGUUUUUGAAUUUGAAGAUAUUAAAAAUAAAAUAUGCCGUGGUCUCAUUAGGCCCUGGUGUUUGAAUUUUUCUCAGGUCCCUCCCGAGCCUGUGAUUUUGGCUACACUUGUAAAUUGUUAUUAAUCAAAACUCAUGGCUGAGGCCUCUGUAAUAAGAGUUUUUGAAGAAGAUAUAUUUCUGGCUUUGACAGGGUACUAAAACAGUUGUUUAUUGCAUUUUUUUUUUUAAAUUUUGAUUGACACUGAAGAAACUAUAUGAAAUUUUUUGCAGUUAAGGGAUAUAAUUCAGUUACUUGUGUGUUAUGAAAUUUUAUAUUAAUGUAUGUUUCCAUAAUACACGGGUAGCGUGAGCUCGUACGUAGAUGAAACCAGUAAACGCUGUUGGGUAUUUUGUGAAUGAUUAGUAUGCCAACUUUUUAUAUUAAACUUACAAAUGUAAUAUUUAUACAGAUAUUAAACCUCUAUAAUCAUAUUUAAAACCUAGAUUGCCAUUUGUAUCGGUACCCAACAGUGGCUGCUGUCUUACAUCUAUCACAUUUGAAGUCUGCGCUGCUGGUUAAGAACUUCCCUUCAGCUUAAUUUCCACAUGAUUGCAAUUUAAAUAAGCGUUUGCAUCCUAUAAUAUGAACAUUAAUUUCUAGACUGAAUCUACUUUUAUAAAUUGCCACUUUAUAUCUUCCAUACAGCUGAAAAAUAAGCAAAUCUGUUGAUUUUAUAGAUGUCCGUCGAUCUUGGCGCAGUAUAAUAAAAUGCACAUUUAUUAUGUUGAAGAACGUGUUCUCAGAUUUUAUGAACUAAAUUUUUGAUUUGACGUUAGUAGUACUGUACACGGGGCAGAUGACUUGGGUAGUGUUGUUCGUGGUACAUCGGUACAUAUCAUUUCCAUCUGAUUGCCAUCUAAUUACCAGCGUUGAGAGAAAAUUCAGAUUAUUUGUCUGAUCACAGAGGACUAUUAUUGUGAUAUCUAAAUUUCUCUUUUCUUUUUUUUUUAAUUUAUGGGAUUAAAUUUUGUGAUGUUCUGACAUCAUUGCAGUACAAGCCAUCCACAUGUCACGUGGUAGUGGUACCUAUGAAUUUGUAUUUGGGUGAUAGGAUUGCAUUUUGAAGCCUUUGUGAGUUGUUGUUUUACCCGUCGUCCUACGUGAGUGACCAGAUGCAAGCAGCGUGGGAGGCCGGCUGACACGGAAAUAGUAAAAUGGCUAUUCGUGUGGCACUGUCCUUUGUACUGGUGAAGCGGUCGGGAGAGCGAAGCGGCCAAAGUCCGAUCGGUUGACGAGAUCAGAUAUUUUGAUAUUUUUUGCGCGAAUCGCGGCAGUUUGCUGUGCUUGCCGUACAGUACAGGGAAGUCUCGGGCACUGGCAAGCUGUGUGUUCUGCAUUUCAUAACAGUGACGGGAACAUUAUCGAAAAUUAUAAUUAAUGAAGUGAAAAGCAGAUGCAUUCUUACGUAUUCAUGAAAGAGUUUUGGUCUUGUUGAAUUAUUUCUCAGUUCCUCAAACAAAUGGUGAAAUUCACCGUACACUUCCCUCUCCGUGUAGAUAGCGUUUCUUGGAGUUCCCUUCCUUUUUCUGACAAUCAACAUUUUCAGAAAAACAAUUUCGCACAGCUGAAGAUCGUGUUUCGCUGACCAUGACAUGAUGUUGAACGUGCCUUGGUCACCUCUUGCGUUCUCCCAUGCAGGAAAUGUCAACUGACUUUGUCCGACCAUUCACACCGCUUAUGCCGCUCGCUUGUGAUUGCUUACGUAGAACAUUGCCUUAGUGCCACUUAUCCUUGGAGAAUAUGGCAUAAUUUUAGUUUUUAACUUCAUUAUUUCCAUGUGAACGGGAAUUUCUCUGAUAUAUUAGAUUCAUUCAAGAGUACACAUUUCAAAACUCGUUGAACCUUCAACUAAUUGAACACUUGUUUAUGCUAUUGUAUGUGAGGUACACCUAGGAUUUAUGCAAGACGAUGGAUGGUAAUUGUUUAAUUUGGCCACACUUUACAGAACUGUUGGGGGGCGGGGGGGGGCUAUAGAAUCUUGUACCUACUUUGAACUAUUAUAAGUGCAUUUAGUUUAUACAUUUUAGUGUUUAUGCUAUAUUGAAAUGACUGUAUUAUAAAUCAUUGUUUGCAUCUUGGUCGUACUGAUGGGUGACACUGGAAGUAGUGAAGCUGGGUCCAGAAAGAAUUAUGUAUUUUUAUAAUGUAUAUGUAUUCAAUUCUGUAACAGGUGUCAGUGUAUGCCGUAAUAUCUGAUGCGGAGAAAACCAUGGUAACUGUUUCUGGUAAUAAUGGAAAAUGAACCUGGUGACCAUUGAGAAAAGAAAACUUGUAUGUAAUCUGGUACCUUAUCAAACUGAAUUUAAGGUUCUGACUGCAAGCCAGAUUUAAAUUUCAGACUUCUAACGACACUGGCCUUAGGUUGAAUUAAAUAUCAGUUUUUCGAAAAACUAUUGAAAAUGGAAAGGUGAAGAAUUAUUUUUGACUAGAACACAAAUUUUUACAGAUUUCAGAGCAUGCAGCUUUGGGUGUGUCAGCACUUCACAUUUUAUCCGAGACCAAAUGUCCUGACAGAUUAAUGUAUUUGUGAGAUUAAUGAGUCAAAUGCAUAUAUAAACCGCACCUGAAUUUUAAGAAUAAAUAAAGUCACAUUUAUAAGCCA
Molecule: messenger RNA, 6072 nt
Organism: Zootermopsis nevadensis
Lineage: Eukaryota; Metazoa; Arthropoda; Insecta; Blattodea; Termopsidae
Product: influenza virus NS1A-binding protein homolog
Molecular function (GO): protein binding
Source: RefSeq, a predicted model, not a curated record